Messenger RNA from Bolinopsis microptera, 1850 nucleotides. RefSeq lists its product as uncharacterized. Gene Ontology annotation, biological process: carotene catabolic process. The transcript has a single exon. Bases 62 to 1594 code for a protein of 510 amino acids. Lineage: Eukaryota; Metazoa; Ctenophora; Tentaculata; Lobata; Bolinopsidae. Gene Ontology annotation, molecular function: carotenoid dioxygenase activity. The record is from RefSeq and is a predicted model, not a curated record.
GGUCCAGGUUCAUUUAGGAGCACUGAUACUAAUCAGCUGGAUUACCCUCGGAUCUGGAGAUAUGACAGCACUGCUCUCAUCAGAACCAAAUGAUUACAGCGACUUAGCCCUUACUAAGACGGAAGGAGCCCCGCCCAGCUGGCUGAAAGGAACUCUUUGCAGAAUAGGACCUGGUCUGUUUGAGCACGGUGGACGGUCCGUCAACAAUGUCGUUGAUGGUUUAGCUAAAGUCCAUGGCUGGAAUUUUGAUGGAGAUGGAACCGUGAAGUACACCGCAAAGAUGAUCCCUUCAGAUCUUUAUAACAAGACGAUGAAAGACAAUAUCCUAGCCCCGAACGCGUAUGCGGGUGAUGUGGUACCCGAUCUUACCAUGCAAGAGGAACUUCAGGUUAUGAUGGCCAAACCGGAGCAAAAAGACAACGCAAACAUCGCUAUAUGGGAUCUGGAUAACGGUAAAAGUGUAACAGUUACAGGAGAGAGCCCGAUGAUGCAACAAAUGCUGCCUCACUCCUUAAAAUACAAAUGCCCUCUGCUUAGUGGAGCUGUUGCUACAAUUGGAUCUACCAGAAUGACAUUGUUCUCCGCGACUCACUACGCCAAGCACGUCUCUGGAACCAGCUUCAACCACAUCCUUACCAUGUCCAUGCUCCCAUGGGAGAUGUCGGAACUAUCCUACGACUUUUUCGAGUACUCAGCGACCAGUUUCGGAGAAAUUAAGACAAGAAAGAUAGGCAGCAUCCCCACAUCAAUGUCUGAUAUCAGGAUGCUUCACAUGUUCGGUGCCACAGAAAACUUCAUUGUUGUACCACUGUGGAAUCUCCAGUUCUCCCCAGAGUCCUUCAUGAAUAUAAUGUUUGAUAUGACCCAUUUAUGCCAGAGCAUGCGCUUUACAUACGACAACCCCUUCUACUUCCAUGUCAUUUCAAUAGCAACAGGAGAACUUCACACAUUUGAACUGCCCCCAGCAAGAGGAGUUCACGUCAUGAACUCUUUCGAGAGGACCAACUUUAAGGGAGAGACGGAAGUAGUGAUGGACGCUCCAACUACUUCUGAUGUCCACGCACUUGAUCUGAACAAGCAAUGCCUUCUGGACGUCUUGAAGAUCCCCUUCAUGAAAGACCCUGAAUUUAUGUACAAGAACAUGCCUUGGGACACCACGCUCAGACGUUAUAUCCUCAACAUCAACACCAACCAGUAUACCAUAGAGGAUUUACCCAGGAACUGGGAGCCAGUUGAUGCCUUAGUCGACUUUCCUUUUAUCAAUCCAGCUUACGUAGGGAAGGAAUACUGCUUCUGUUACUUCCAGCAGUGGCAGAUGAACCCCAAUAACAUGGACUUGCUGAAGUAUGACCUCUGCAAGAAGACCUCUACCACCUGGCACGAGGAUGGCAAGCUUGUGAUGGAGCCGGUCUUCGCAGCAAACCCUAAACCCACUUCAGAAGACGAUGGAGUGAUAGUGGCACAAGUUUAUGACACGAUCAACAGUACGACUGAGCUGAUAGUUUGGGACGCUAAAGAUUUGAAGGUUUUAGCUAGGUUUGAUAAUUUAGUAAAGGUUCCUUAUACCAUACAUGGCUGGUGGUUCAGUGAUUAACAGUUAACUUUUAGUGAGUUUUAGUCUUUUAGAAAUUAGAUUGUUAAAUCUUUUUAAGAUUAUGAAGACCAAAGCAUCUUACUUGAUCAUCGCUAUACAGUUUACAGUCAUGUAAAUCAUGAAACUGUACAAAUUCUGUAAAUACACAUGUCACAAUUGAAAUAUAGACCUCUAUUCUAAAUAAAGACCCCUACUUAGCCAAUAUCGAUUUCGGCUUGUUCACUAAGCUGUGGAGAUUCGGAGAACCAACAUUUUA